This is a messenger RNA of Erinaceus europaeus (western European hedgehog), 2661 nucleotides long. RefSeq names its product phosphoenolpyruvate carboxykinase 1 (gene PCK1). Gene Ontology annotation, molecular function: phosphoenolpyruvate carboxykinase (GTP) activity; GTP binding; manganese ion binding. Gene Ontology annotation, biological process: hepatocyte differentiation; cellular response to insulin stimulus; response to starvation. Lineage: Eukaryota; Metazoa; Chordata; Mammalia; Eulipotyphla; Erinaceidae. The transcript is spliced from 10 exons. The coding region runs from base 176 to 2044 and encodes 622 amino acids. The record is from RefSeq and is a predicted model, not a curated record. Gene Ontology annotation, cellular component: mitochondrion; cytosol.
UCUCCUGCAUGGGGUUUAAAACCAGGAGGUAUAGCCACCAAACACAGAACAGGGCCUUCCCUCCAGGAACGUAGACUCAGCAACAGGAAGAACCCCAGAGAUACCUUUGGAUUGCUGAGUGAUAUCAGCCAAAGAAAGAAAAUCCUGGUGUGUUCCUUAGCACAUCUCAGCAGAGAUGCCACCUCAACUUCCCAAUGGUACUGACUUCUCAGCCAAAGUUGUACAGGGAACCUUGGACAGCCUGCCCCAGGCAGUGAGAGAGUUUGUGGAGAACAACGUUCAGUUGUGUCAGCCAGACCACAUACACAUCUGUGAUGGCUCCGAUGGGGAGAACCAGCGGCUACUGGAGCAGAUGGAGGAGCAGGGGUCUGUUAAGCGUUUGAAGAAGUAUGACAACUGUUGGCUGGCUCUCACUGACCCCAGAGAUGUGGCCAGAAUUGAGAGCAAGACAGUCAUCAUCACCAAAGAGCGAAGAGACACAGUACCCAUCCCCAAGACCGGCCUCAGUCAGCUGGGCUGCUGGAUGUCCGAGGACGACUUUGAGAAAGCAUUCAAUGCUCGAUUUCCAGGGUGUAUGAAAGGUCGCACUAUGUAUGUCAUCCCAUUCAGCAUGGGGCCCCUGGGCUCUCCCCUGUCCAAGAUCGGCAUCGAGCUGACAGAUUCACCCUACGUGGUGGCCAGCAUGCGCAUCAUGACGAGAAUGGGGACAUCCAUCCUGGAAGCCCUGGGUGAUGGGGAGUUCAUCAAGUGCCUCCAUUCUGUGGGGUGUCCUUUGCCAUUAAAAAAGCCUUUGGUUAACAACUGGGCCUGCAACCCGGAGCUGACCCUCAUCGCCCACCUGCCUGACCGCAGAGAGAUCAUCUCCUUUGGCAGUGGCUACGGUGGGAAUUCGCUCCUGGGGAAGAAGUGCUUUGCCCUCAGGAUAGCCAGCCGGCUGGCCAAGGAGGAAGGGUGGCUGGCUGAGCACAUGCUGAUCCUGGGCAUAACCAAUCCCCAGGGCCAGAAGAAGUACUUUGCAGCUGCAUUCCCCAGCGCCUGUGGGAAGACCAACCUGGCCAUGAUGAAUCCCACACUCCCAGGCUGGAAGAUCGAGUGUGUGGGCGAUGACAUUGCCUGGAUGAAGUUUGACCAACAAGGUCACUUAAGGGCCAUCAACCCAGAGAAUGGUUUUUUUGGUGUUGCUCCUGGAACCUCUGUGAAGACAAACCCCAAUGCCAUCAAGACCAUUCAAAAAAACACCAUCUUCACCAAUGUGGCUGAGACCAAUGAUGGGGGUGUUUAUUGGGAAGGGAUUGACCAGCCGCUGGCCCCGGGUAUCAAGGUCACUUCCUGGAAGAACAAGGAAUGGACCCCUGAGGAUGGGGAGCCUUGUGCCCACCCCAACUCACGGUUCUGCACCCCUGCCAGUCAGUGCCCUAUCAUUGACCCUGCUUGGGAGUCUCCAGAAGGUGUGCCCAUAGAGGGCAUCAUCUUUGGAGGCCGCAGACCUGCAGGUGUCCCUCUAGUCUAUGAAGCUCUCAGCUGGCAACAUGGAGUGUUUGUGGGAUCAGCCAUGAGGUCAGAGGCCACGGCAGCUGCAGAACACAAAGGCAAAGUGAUCAUGCAUGAUCCAUUUGCUAUGCGACCUUUCUUUGGUUACAACUUUGGCAAAUACCUGGCCCACUGGCUCAGCAUGGCCCAACGUCCAGCAGCAAAGCUGCCCAAGAUCUUCCAUGUCAACUGGUUCCGGAAGGACAAAGAAGGCAGGUUCCUCUGGCCAGGCUUUGGGGAGAACUCCAGGGUGUUGGAGUGGAUGUUCAGCCGGAUCAACGGGGAUGACGGGGCCAAGCUCACACCCAUAGGCUACAUCCCAAAGGAAGGUGCUUUGAAUCUGAAAGGUCUGGGGGACAUCAACAUGAAGGAGCUCUUCAACAUCUCCAAAGAGUUCUGGGAGAAGGAGGUAGAUGACAUCCAGAAGUACCUGGAGGAGCAAGUGAACACUGACCUCCCUAAAGAGAUCCAUAGAGAACUCAUGGCCCUGAAGCAAAGGGUCAGCCAGAUGUAAUCAAAACCCAAGAGAGCCUUACCUUUAAAAUCACUGCCCCCUUCCCGACCAAUCCAAUGUACUAGGGCAAAGAGAGAGUGAGCGACAGAGAGAAUUUUCUAGAACUGACACGACCUGCAACACUGUAAUGACCACAGAUAUGAAAAACACACUAAUUUUUCAGGUAAGACUAUGGAGUACAGGCUAGUAACUAAUGGCUUUGGGAAGGGAAAUCAUAGCACAUCUCCAAAUUUACACUAUCCACUGCACAUUUGUUCAACUCUCAGGACACUCAGGCAUUUAGUCAUUUUUGUAUUUUCACUUUAGCUAUAUCAGUUAGCUGAAAUGAACAGAAAAAAAAACAUACUUGAGCUGUAUAUAUGUGUCUUGUGUUUGUGUGUGUGUGUACAAGUAUGUCUAUGUAAAUGGUUAUCUAAAAUGUAUUUAAUACCUUUGGAAAAAUCUUGGGCAAGAUUACUACUAGUUGUUUCUAGAAAGAAUGUUGCUUUAUUAUUAAUAUGUGUGUUUAAAUUAUUUUUAUAUGCCAUUAUUUCUUUACCUUUACAUAAUUUCAAUGUUUUCCCUUUAACACUUCUUGGAAAAAAAAUCACAAAAUAAACUUUUAUAGAAAAGAUAAA